This is a messenger RNA of Rasamsonia emersonii CBS 393.64, 978 nucleotides long. Its product is annotated as Casein kinase 2 beta' regulatory subunit Ckb2. The record is from RefSeq and is a predicted model, not a curated record. Gene Ontology annotation, molecular function: protein kinase regulator activity. Gene Ontology annotation, cellular component: protein kinase CK2 complex; cytoplasm. Lineage: Eukaryota; Fungi; Ascomycota; Eurotiomycetes; Eurotiales; Trichocomaceae. Bases 1 to 978 code for a protein of 325 amino acids. The transcript has 3 exons.
AUGGAGGACUUCAACAGUGAGACUGAUAGCGACUACACGAGCUACUGGCGGGAUUGGCUCAGGAAUCCAUCAUGGACUUUACAGCUGCUCCUCGAAGCAUCUUCGACGCUUUUUACCAGGCUCCGUCUGGAAACACCCCUGACUGCUUUGCUGGAAAACUCCAAGAGGCAUCUUUGGCUUUUCAUUCCUCAUAAAGUGAACAAGAGUGGUGCUAAUCUUUCUUUCUUUCAACAGUUCAUUUCCUCUAGGGGAAACGAAUACUUCUGUGAGAUCGACGAAGAUUAUCUCACUGAUCGCUUCAACCUGACUGGUCUCAAUACCGAGGUGCAGUAUUAUCAGUAUGCGCUGGACCUCAUCACCGAUGUCUUCGAUCUCGACGCGGAUGACGAGCUGCGCGAGCAGAUCGAGAAAUCGGCUCGUCAUCUCUAUGGCCUAGUGCAUGCGCGUUAUAUUGUUACCACUCGUGGAUUGGCGAAAAUGGUCGAGAAGUACAAGAAAGCAGACUUCGGCAGAUGCCCUCGCGUAUUGUGUGACUCGCACCCACUGCUCCCCAUGGGACUGUCCGAUGUUCCCAACCAAAAGACCGUCAAACUCUACUGUGCCAAAUGCGAGGAUAUAUACAAUCCCAAAUCGUCGCGUCAUGCCUCGAUCGAUGGAGCCUACUUUGGCACCUCUUUCCACAACAUCCUUUUCCAAGUUUAUCCUUCGCUUGUUCCGGAAAAGAGCAUUCGUCGCUACGAGCCUAAAAUUUACGGCUUCAAAGUGCAUGCUUGCGCCGCCCUUGCUCGCUGGCAGGAUGCCCGUCGCGAAGAGAUGAAGGAGCGCCUUCGCGCCGCCAACGUCGAUCCUGGCUUCGUCGAGGACAGCGAAGGUGAAGAUGACGAGUUUGAAGACGAUGACGACGAUAAGGAAUCCGUCUCCAAGGAAGCCGCGGCCACCGGUGACGCUGCCUCUGGCCGCAUGGACUUGGGCGCCUGA